Molecule: messenger RNA, 267 nt
Organism: Entrophospora candida
Lineage: Eukaryota; Fungi; Glomeromycota; Glomeromycetes; Entrophosporales; Entrophosporaceae
Source: the annotation of a GenBank genome assembly
AUGGUCAUAAUCACUUGGGCAUCUGAAUUGCUUGAGGAGGUGUUAAAUUGGUUCACUGAGAUUGAUACAGGAACUACAAUUGAAAAUGAAUUUUACAAUGAUGGUGGAUGUUCUAUUAAUACAUCAUCUAAAGAAAUAAAUAACGUACAAAAUUUUUCUACAAAUAAAAAAAGACUCCCGGAGUCCAAUAAGUCCAAUUCCAACACUGAUGUUCCUGAUUAUCAACAAUUUGUGUCUGUUUUCUUGAUGAGAGAUCGUUUACAAUAG